This is a messenger RNA of Pochonia chlamydosporia 170, 1539 nucleotides long. Its product is annotated as inorganic phosphate transporter. Bases 1 to 1539 code for a protein of 512 amino acids. Gene Ontology annotation, cellular component: plasma membrane. The record is from RefSeq and is a predicted model, not a curated record. Gene Ontology annotation, biological process: carboxylic acid transport; transmembrane transport. NCBI's taxonomy places the organism in Eukaryota, Fungi, Ascomycota, Sordariomycetes, Hypocreales, Clavicipitaceae. The transcript has 3 exons. Gene Ontology annotation, molecular function: carboxylic acid transmembrane transporter activity.
AUGGGGUUGGAGAUUGAACCCGCUGUCCCAGAUACGGGAUCAGCACCGCAAAACACGGAAAAGUCGACCGAGGCACAGCUUGAAAAGGUUCACACUGAUGUCGAGGCGGCGAGUGUGGACGAUGCCUCCAAGGGCUAUUACAGCAAGCUAUCCGUCUGGUUGAUGGUGUUAUUCUCAGGCCUGGCCAUCGGGUCUGACGGCUACAAUGCCGCCGUAAUUGGCAAUGUAGAGCUGCUCCUUGCAGUCCUCUACCCAGAUGACCUCACCACGUCCAUCUACUCCCGCCUCAGCAACGCCUUUCUCAUCGGCAUGAUUAUCGGCAUGCUCUUCUUUGGCGUUAUUGUCGACCAGAUUGGCCGAAAGACCGGAGCUGUGGCCACUACCGUCACUCUCGUCCUGGGAAUCGCCAUGUCCGCCGCCGCGAAUGGUACCUCCCCCACGGGCAUGUUCUGGAUGCUCAUCAUUGCGAGAGGAAUAGCUGGUGUCGGCGCGGGAGGUGAAUACCCCGUCUCGGGAGCUGGUGCUGCUGAGGCUACUGAUGAGAGCGGCAAGUAUCGCAAGCACAGAGGCUUCAUGUUUGCCAUGCUGGCUGAUUUGUCGUCUGGCCUGGGCUACGUAUGGGGUGGUCUUGUGCCUCUGCUUCUUCUUCUCUGUGUUGGCCAGGAGCAGAGCAAGUACAAGAUUGUGUGGCGGACUGCCUUUGCGCUGGGUGCUGUGCCGCCCUUGGGAAUCUUUUGGUUUCGAAUGCGCAUGGCUGUUUCUACGGCGUUUCGUAAGUCGUCUAUGCGGAAGCAGAGGGUGCCGUAUUGGCUUGCGUUGAAGCGGUAUUAUCGACAUUUGAUCGGCUCUGCGGCUUGUUGGUUUCUGUAUAACUGGAUCUCCAUUCCGUUUGGCAUUUUCAGUUCUACCAUUAUCAACCGCGCGAAUACGGAUCAGAGUUUGGUCAAAAGUUUGGGAUGGGGCGUGUUGAUUAACUGCUUUUAUUUGCCUGGUCCCUUUAUUGGCGGCUACUUGUCUGAUAAGAUUGGAAGACGUCAGACCAUGGCUCUUGGGUUCACGCUUCAGGCUAUACUGGGAUUUGUGCUUGGUGGAGCAAUUGGUCCUAUUCAGAAAAUCUUCCCGCUGUUUAUUGUGCUUUAUGGAAUUUUCCUUACCCUCGGCGAGGUAGGACCUGGAAGCACCGUCGUCAUCACUGCCUCAGAGUCGUUCCCAACUUCUAUACGAGGUCAAAUGAUGGGCUUUAUAGCUGCGUGGUCUAAAGCUGGAGCCGCUAUUGGCACACAAGUAUUCACCGCAAUCCUAAACUCGUAUGUCGACGAUGCGGAAAAGGGGAACCAGGUGGCUUUUCUUAUUGGGUCUGGGUUUGCUGUGCUUGGGGCUGCCGUCGCGUGGUUUGUUAUCCCUGAUGUCUCGAGACGGUUGGAUGAUGAUGAUGCGGCGUGGAAGGUAUAUCUUGCGGACCAUGGGUGGGAUGCUACCUGGGGUGAUGCAGAAACAAAGGAUCCGUCAGGCGUUGUUAUGAAUCGGGCUAGAGACUGA